Epinephelus lanceolatus (giant grouper) is the source of this 4201-nucleotide messenger RNA. RefSeq names its product BLOC-1 related complex subunit 6 (gene borcs6). Gene Ontology annotation, biological process: lysosome localization. Gene Ontology annotation, cellular component: BORC complex. NCBI's taxonomy places the organism in Eukaryota, Metazoa, Chordata, Actinopteri, Perciformes, Serranidae. The record is from RefSeq and is a predicted model, not a curated record.
GUUGUGUUGAUGCUUGUGGGGAAGGAUUUUCACACCGGACACGGUUGUUGCUUACAUUUUUCUGAACAGGAACUGAACUGCAGGUGGAGGGAUGAGUCUCUCCCCUGUGAUUGGCACAGAAGUGCCAGAAACAGCUAACGGGGUUGUGACCCCCAUCUCUUCAGAGAACGGCCCUCACAUUCCAGUCUCGGUGAAAUGUGGGGGGAGCAGAGUGCCCUGUCAUGUAGAUGUGGAAAACAGAGUUUACGAUGGCGAUGGCCGCUUGGACACAGAGACAUACAAUAAUGGAAGAACAUCCAGUUUACCGUUACACACCUCUAAUGUGACAGACCCCUCCCUCCCUGCUGCCACAUGCACAGGAGACUCUGAAGACUCAGACUCAGGCUCCAAAGACACAGACACAGACAUUCAUGAGGCCUCUAACACUGUUGAGCCUCCUGGUGCAGCACUGCUACGGGACUCAUCACAGCAAGCACACUCCAAAGAGUCGUCUCAGCGAGGAGGCCCUGACACCACAGAUACACAUCAGACAGAGACAGAAACUGUAGAUGGAGACACUGACAGCAGAGACGAGGAGGAAGAUGGAGAGAAGGAGAAACAGGAUGAGGAGGACGAUGAGAAAAAUGAAAAGAAGUGGAUUCAUCAGUGUGCAGGAGGGAGAAAAGAGGUGGAGUCCUCACGACACUACUCCUCCUCAGCCCCUGGUCCAAGCACCUCGUCCUCUUCCUCUCCCCCACCUCCUCUUCUUCCCUCAGAUGACAUCCCCUGCCCUCCCCACGUCAUGGCCCAGGUCUGGGUUCGCAACGUGCGAGGGAUGCAGGACAGCAAGAGCCUGGAUGAAAUAAGCCAAGCGUGUGGAGGUGGCUCAGGGGCCCGGGGUGGGGGCAGAGGUGGUCAGUCAGAGGGCCGACGGGCCACAAUUUCCUCGGCUCUGGAGCUAGAGGGGACGGUUAGCCAUGAGGGUGACCUGACUAACUUUAUUACCAAGAAUCUGGAGCAGAAAAUCAAGAUGAGCUCCAAGCCCAGUCUGGACUGCAGUGACUCUGACUGUUCGGGUCCCAUCUACCGAAGCCGUGGGUUGUCACGAAGACCAGCAGACAUCCCUCCCAUUGAUCCUGCUGUCCUAUUGGAUCUUCAGAGACACACCCAGGAAGUAGCGCACAGUGUAGAGAUGAUGAUGCGGAGUCUUAAUGGAACCAUCCAGAAUAUGACCGCUCUGAGUGUGGGCUACAUCCAGACUUACAGAGACUCUGUUGACAGCCUGGGAGAAUCUGUGGACAUGAGUAUAAAGGGCAUGUACACACUGAUGGCUCGCUGUGAGGAGUUGGACCGUUCCAUGCAGCCCAUACACACCCUGGCUGCACAGAUCCGUGACAUCAAACGCACCCUGGACGCUCUGGAGGCGAUCUGCAAGUAACCCCACCUGUCUGGUAGGAAUACAUACCCCGGCUGCAGAGACCCAACAUCAAGCACAUCCUGAACGAGGCUGUCUGCAAGUAAACCCAUCUUUCUGCAGGUAGCACACACACACUGCAGCGAAGAUUAAGUGCACCUCUGGAUUCCUGGAACCAUUGCUACUAGGCAUGCUGGAUGAUUGCCGCUCAUAGUCCCUCCGCUUGUUCAUCAUUUGAAGAUGACCAUGUUUGUGUUGUGAGAUUUCAACUGAAUUGGGCUUGACUUGCUCUUGGGGCUGAGCUUUGUUUCUCGCUCUCUCUUUUUUUUUUUUUUUUUUUUUGGAAGCACUCUCACUUCCUCUAAUGAAGUUGUCGUGAAACAAAAUCUCACAAAGUAACCCAUCUUGGAGACACUUGGCUAAGUGCCCUGAAUACACAAACAUGUGUACACACAGACAUACACAGUACAAAAGGAUCCUUGAAGAUGUGUGGGUAGAUGGCGCCUUUUCCCAGUCUGAGGAAAAACUGCGUGUCAUUUCCGUCCAGCCCGCUUUGUUCAGAUUGCACUAACCUUUCCUGCUCACAUGGGGGCGAUGUUUCACUCUCUGUCUCUCUCCCUGCUCAUGGAGAGGCCAGUAUGAACUGCUCAGACGACAGUGACUCUUGCACAGGAACAGAAAGUCUAUUUUUUAAUCUUAUGCAAAAAAGAUCAAAAUCUUUCACUGCAGGCGAAACGAGGGGAGGGAAGCAUCAUGUCUGUAUGUCUGUUUGUCUUUAUUUUAAAUGUUUAUUUAUUCAGUUCUCUCAGCAUGCUUGGUUUUUCAACUACACUGCUACUCUGUGUCACUGGGAACUGACUAGUGCAGCAAGGUUUUUUCCACUGGUGGCCACUGAACAGCUCCAUUGGAGCAUCUGGAUUUUAAGCUCAAAUGUUGCUCAAAGGUAGUUGUUGAAGAUAAUGAAAGAGUUUUACUUCUUCUACUCAGAUUCACUCAGACUGGCAACCUUUAAACCAAUUUUCUGCUUCUCUAAUUUCAAGGUUCAGUUAAUAAUUAUUGAGAAAGAUUCUUGGCUGUCGAGUCUUACUACACGGUCUUCAAAUACCGGCAAUCUUGAUUUGAUGGUUGGAACAAACCACCAACCAAAAGUGUUGCUUUUUGACAACCUGGUAAGGAGACUUAACAAUCAACUAUCUUUCUCCAGAACUACACACUGUGCUUUUAAAGCUACCAGCCAUGUGUCAUUAGGUCUAAAACCUUUCCAUCUCUGUGUUAAUGCAAUCUAGGAUGAUUGGGAACAUGUAAAAAUAUCUCAUGUAGCCCAAACAGUGGCUUGAAAUAUUUGAAAACCAAUGCUAAUGAAUUUAGCCAACUUAAAGAUUUUUCAUGAAAUUUAAAGUUAUUGAAAGUCCUUCAAUUUUCAGGCAUGAAAGUAGCAAAGAAAUGGUUCAGUGUCACUAACUGAAUCGUGUUGUUUUAGUUUUGAUUCUGGCACUUUAAAGAAAUUAUACAGUAUAUGUAUUAGAAAAGGUCAGUUUCAAAACACAUUUGAAUCCAUUAAAUAGAGGGCAGUUUUCAAUUGUAUAUGAAUUAGUUUUAGAUUUGGAUAUAACUGUGAAUUUUACUCUUGUCAAAUGGUGGAAACCUUCAUUUGAAACAAAACUCUGUAUUUAUUUUGCAUUGAUUACAUUCUUAUGUGAGUGUUGAGGGGAAAAAUCUUGUAAAUGAAAUUAAAAUCAGUUCUGGUUUGCUUCCGAUUGUACUGAACAGUCAAAAAGAAACAACAGUUACAUUUGUGUGCAGCAUGUCUUUGCUUUUGUUUUCCUCAACACUGAAAAGAUUGGACGCUUUGUUUCAACAAAGGAGGAUUAAAUCUGGAUAACAUCGCUGGAGUCGGGACACAGCCUUCGCAUGUGAACUAACAUGGACUCGUAUCACAUUUAAUGGAAGUGAGUAUUUAUUAAUUUACUCGAUGAUAAAAGCCACUGGAGACCGCAGCGUCUCUUGGCUGUUGCUUUACCAUCCUAAUGCCAUGUGCUCACAUGGAGCAUUAUACUUGAUCUAAUGAGGAGACUGUGGUAUGUUUGUCAUUGCACUGGUGAGUAGCCUUGUAGUAGAUCAUUGUACGCGUACUAGAUUUUCAUACUAUUACUCGUACAUGCACCUAUUACUGAUGUAUUUGGGGAUAAUUCAUCUACAAAAUAGCAAUACUGUGAGAAAAUUAGGUACACAUUUUAAUCUAGGCUCUGCAUUGUUGUCUGAACUGUCUACAUGCACCUGUUAAUGUGUUUUCACCCUCUGUGGGAAAAGAUCAUGUUAUUGGCUUCACAAAAAGCUCUGAUCGCAUUCUGUGUAAAUUCUACUCUUUGUCUCCUCGUCUCUUUCCUCAACCUCGUUGGCAAAAGUUUGUGAAAAUUGUUGGGGAAAAUAUCAAAGGGGAAGGGGAGCAUCUUUACAAGCUUACUCUAAAGAAUAUAUUGAUCCUGGUUACCAUGAUUAUACUGAAAUUGACAUGUCCGUGGUUGUAAAGAUGUAAAUGCUCUUUUGCAGAUGAAGAUAAAUGUCCAGAGAGUGGACAUUUGGGAGUCUUAGUAGAUUUUCGAGGUGAGAAAGGACCCUUGAGAUGGGAGAUAUGGGAGCAAAUGUCAUUCUUCAUAACAUAAUUGUAUGAUUAUUGAUUUUCUGUUGUACAAUCAGAUGCACCUGUGUAGAUAUGAUCUCUUUCUGUAACUAAAAUGAUUUAGAUACCCUUCGUCUUGAGUGUAUAUUUUAAUGAAAAAUAACAAAUAAAUUUACAUGAGCUGCAAA